AUGAUUCCACUCCGGCGAAAGGCUGUUCAGGCCGCUGAGCGCCUUCCUGUAGCUGCCUCAAGGACUAUACGCCAAUACUCAGCGAAACAGCCCGCGAAGACCGGAGACCACGUCCACCACUCCGCCGGAUCGAGCACAGAUCAUGGCCAUCAUUCGGCUGGGCCCAAGAGCGAGUCCUUUGGAGUCGGGUUUUAUGUCGUGCUAGUCGCAAUCCCCGUAUCGAUCGGAGUAUACACGGCCUCGAGGCCUGGGGAGGAUGGGAAGUUGGCAGGCUUUUCGAGUUUCAUCGAUAGCUAUUCAUACUACAGAGAGAAAUGGGCCGCACAAAACGCGCUUCAUACUGCUGCAAUUCAGCAAGCGGGUUUCGACAAGAAUUUAUACCACAACUCAACCGGCACUAAGCAUAUAGACCUUAGAUUCCCCGAGAUAUUUAACACGGGGUCGCCAUACAAUGGGGUUGCUGGACACAGAGCGAGGAAUAUGGAUGAGCUGGUGGCUCAUUAUGAGAAGCUGAACACGGAGAAUGAGGAGCGGAAAGUGAAGGCGUUGGCUGAGAAAAGUGGGUGA
Messenger RNA from Venustampulla echinocandica, 567 nucleotides. Its product is annotated as putative NADH-ubiquinone oxidoreductase 17.8 kDa subunit. Gene Ontology annotation, cellular component: mitochondrion. The transcript has 3 exons. Lineage: Eukaryota; Fungi; Ascomycota; Leotiomycetes; Helotiales; Pleuroascaceae. The record is from RefSeq and is a predicted model, not a curated record. The coding region runs from base 1 to 567 and encodes 188 amino acids.